UAAAAGAAAUAAAAAUAUGAAAACAGCUCGCCAGAAGAAAGCAAGAAAAAAUCUAGGUUUUUUCAUUAACAAUUAUAAAUUUAGAGCACCAUUCCAAAUUCUUAUUGAUGGUACAUUUGCAUUCGCUGCACUCGAGAACAAAUUCAAUAUACAAGACCAGUUAUCAAAGUAUUUUCAAGCUGAAGUGAAACUUUUGACUACACCAUGUAUAAUUUUGGAGACUGAGAAACUUGGUUCAUUUUCCAAGGCAGUCAGCGGUGCUAUGCAAAUAGUUAAACAAUAUCCUAUACACAAAUGUGGGCACGAAAAACAUUUUAUAACUGGUACAAAAUGUUUGCAAUCGAUGGUUGGGAAAAAUAAUUCAUCUAGGUAUAUUGUGGCUACUCAGGAUAGAGAACUUCAAGAUAUUUUGAGAAAAAUUCCAGGUGUGCCAAUAAUAUAUUUACAUGGUAAAGCACCAACUUUGGAGGCUCCUUCGCAAGCAAGUCGAAAAUAUGCUGAGAAUAUCCGUAAAGAAUUAGGAAUGAGUUCGUGGGAAACAGAAAAUAUUAAAACACUAAAAGAAGCAGCUGGUCUAACAGAAAAAUCAGAACUCAAAUUAAAGAAGAAACGAAAAAAAAGUGGUCCAAAUCCACUUAGUUGCUUGAAGAAAAAGAAGAAACCGCAAACAGAAAUCUCAAAUAAUACUACAGGAAAAAAAUCUGGAAAAGUUAAAAAGAGAAAGAAAAUGAAAAUAGCAGCUCACGUUAAAGAAGCAUUAGUUGCUGAAAUUAAAAACAACUCCAGACAAAAGAACACAGGGAACUAAAAACAAGACAAAUUUAUGUAAAUAAAUUUCAUUUUUAUUCAUAAUACAAUAGUCUUUUCAGUUUGUAAAAUUAAAAUAAUAGAAUGAUAUUGUGAUAUAUUAUUCCUAAUACAUGAUGAGUCUAUUUAUGAAUAGAAAAUAGUUCCUAAUAUUAAUGAGAAAAUUGUAAUCUUAAAUACAUAGAAUAUUAAACAGUUAUUUUAUCUGUAUUGUUAAAAAACGACACAAUGAAAGUUCGUAUUUAUAUGAUGGUACAGUUGAAAUGCAUGUAAUUGUUUCAAAAGUUUCAUAGAAGAUUGCAAAAUACCAUUAACAGUAUGAUCUUAGUAAUGAGUAGCUUAAUUAUUUGAUUUGUCAUAUUCCUUUCCCUUGUACGUAUUAUGAAAAUAGUAUUGAGAAUUAAAUCUAAUUAGAAUGAAAAAAGUAAGUAGCCAGAAUCAUCAGUUUUAAGAAAGAUGUACAUUUCUUAAAUAUAUUAUAUUUCUACCGCAGUACCUAAUGCUACAACGAUCACGAUGAAAAUCUUUAAUUAGGAACUUUCAUGUGCAGAUAUACAAAAAUUUGAAGGGAUCUACAAUUACACGUAAAUUGCACACUAUUUACAGCCCUUUUUAGGGGUUAUUACAUACAAUGGAAGUACUGUAAAUGUAUGUGUCAUAUGGCACAAGACGAUACCUAAAGAAAGAACAAGUUUCAUUUAUGUGCCAAAUUACAUAAUAAUGAAAGUAUAUAAAAAAUCAUUUCUAACACAGAUAUGAAAUGUGAUAUCAAACUUAUCAAUUUUAAAGUUUUUAUUCUUUCAUAGUAAGAAAUAUAGAAUAUCAUGUUUUGUUACAAUGUAAUUAGCAGCAUAUUGAGAAAGAGAAAAUAUGACUGAAAUAGGGAUAAAAUAAAAAAUAAUGUCGGACAGAAAUACUUGAAAACAUAGCAAUGAAACAUAAAAUUGAUGUAAGAAAUUUCUUUUUAGAAAGUCGUUAAAGCUUACAACUUACAAGUUUAAUUAAAAAAUUAGAAUUACUCCAUCCUCGUGGACAUGAUAAGUUUAAUAUGUAUUAUACAAUGUGUCAUGAAAUGUAUUACAAAUAGAUGAUUAAAUAUAAAGUUAACGUUUAAGAGAAUUAAAGAGCGUAUUAUAUCAUUGAACGUCAAUUUACUUACGAAAAUACUAUUUUAAAAAUUCUUUUACAUGUAAGAAGCGUUAAUUAGAUUUAACCUCAUAGAAAAAUAAUAUCAAAUUAUGAAAGUAAUAAUUAAAAAAAAAGAAAGAAGUUUCUUACGUACCUUAUAAAUUAUUAUUAUUAAUAAACUCGUCAAUACUAAUAAUCAGUACAAUGCCAAUAACUAAUGUAAGUAAUUAAUAAUUUAUAUUAAUUAAGUUGCUCACAUUUUAACGACUUAAUUCCAUUUAUAUCACCUUAUUUAAUUAUACUGCUUAAUACAUUUAUGUAAUAUUCCUUUGACGUUAAGAAAAUAAUUUUCUGAUAAACCCUUCAAUAUCCCAUAAACGUAUGUACUUUGUAAACAAUCAAAUUACAGGAGUAGGUUUCGAUAAACUAGAUAAAACUACUGAUAAUAAAUUUAUAUAAUAUUUUGUUCACAAUCUAUGUUAAUAUCUGCCAGUCUUAAAUACGACAAUUGUGGAUAUUGAUUUCAGAUUAAAGGUAUUUUUUUAACGAAACGUAUAAAACCUGAUGUCAUAUUAUUAAC
This is a messenger RNA of Hylaeus volcanicus, 2515 nucleotides long. Its product is annotated as rRNA-processing protein UTP23 homolog. Gene Ontology annotation, cellular component: small-subunit processome; nucleolus. The record is from RefSeq and is a predicted model, not a curated record. Lineage: Eukaryota; Metazoa; Arthropoda; Insecta; Hymenoptera; Colletidae. Gene Ontology annotation, molecular function: small ribosomal subunit rRNA binding. The coding region runs from base 17 to 808 and encodes 263 amino acids. The transcript has 3 exons.